ACUGUCUAGAUAUCUUGGCAUAUACGGAGAGCCCAGCUAUUCGUUUGUUGUAGGAAAUCGAAACUAUGGCUACUUUAUUUCACAGCGGCCGUUUUUUUCAGUCAGGGUCCAAGAGUGACGGCUAUUCCUUCGUAGAUGCCAUGCUCGUUGACGAGUCCGGCAAAAUCACUCACGUCGGCAGCAGAAAUGAUGACAAAGUUUUGGCGGCCGAGGCUACCGGGAUAGCCAAACACAGUGUUAAUGGUCGUAUAGUCUUACCGGGGUUUAUCGACGGGCAUAUGCACUUCCUAAUGCUAGGGCAGUCUCUACAAAAGGCGGGUUUGGAGGCAUGCAAUGAUCUACAAGACAUCCGACGGACGAUUAAGGAGUUCGCUGCUACGCAUCCGUCCGCGGCUCGUAUAAUGUGCAAAGGGUGGAUGCACUCCAUGACUAAUGGUGAGGCAUUAGCUAGCAUGAUAGACGAUCUAGAUCCGAGGCCUAUCUUCAUCGAUUCCAAGGAUCUACACUCGACAUGGUGUAACAGUGCAGCCCUGAGCGAGAUGGGUGUGCAAGACAUGCCCGACCCAGAAGGUGGGAAAAUUCACCGCGGCGAGAAUGGCAAAGCAUCAGGACUCUUAUCGGAGGCAGCAGCCGUCACAAUUGUCUGGCCGCAUAUCGCAAAAGUCGCGCCGAUGGAGGAGAAGCUAUCAGCAUUAAAAGGGGCUGUCGGGGCGUAUAAUGCGUCUGGUUACACUGGACUCGUGGAGAUGGCGAUGGAUGAAAAUGCGUGGGAAGCUUUACAGAUACUACGCGCGAGAGAGAGGUUACCAAUUAGGAUAGCUAUUCACUGGCUCAUCACUCCUCGGAAGACAGAGGCUGAGAACCUCGCUCAGGUUGACCGCGCAAUCGAGCUCAACCGCCAGUUUAACGCCGACAACAGUCCAGAUUGUCGUAUCGUAGGUAUUAAGGUCAUCGGGGACGGUAUUAUAGACGGUUGCACCGCCGGACUCUCAGAACCCUAUGCCUCAAAUGGAAUAUCGUGCGAGCCCAUCUGGUCGCUUGCAGAGCUCGGGCCUGUCGUCAGAAAAGCGGAUAGGGCAGGCUUGCAGUGUGCCUUGCACGCGAUUGGCGAUAAGACCAUAAGCGUUGCCAUUGACGCUCUCGAGCAAAAUGCUACACCCGGCCGUAGGCAUCGGAUCGAGCAUCUCGAGCUUGCGUCGCCUGAAGACGCUAAGAGGUUAGGAAAGUUGGGUAUUACGGCUUCCAUCCAGCCGGUCCACGCCGAUCCGGCGAUCCUCCGAGCGUGGCCGUCACUCCUCGGCCCAUCCCGGUACGAACGCGCAUUCGCAUAUAAAGAGUUCGCCGACGGGGGUGCCGUACUAGCGUUAGGAUCCGAUUCUCCCACCGCACCUCACGCACCGCUGAAAAAUGCGUACACGGCAACAACGCGGCGCUCAGCCAGAGAGCCAGGUUUAACGGACCGGGUUAACCCGCAUUUCGCGUUAGACCUGGCAGCAGCAAUUGCAGCGGGUACGGAGGGUUCGGCAUACAGCUGCUUCGCAGACCAGUAUACCGGUAGACUGGAGGCCGGACGAAUGGCGGACUUUGUGGUGGUGGAUAUGGAAUGGGAUGCAAGUAAGCUGCUAGAGGCAAGAAUUUUACAAACCUGGUUCGGUGGGAAGAAGGUAUUUGACGCCCAAGUAUAACUAGUUUGAUUUGGCACUCGGAAUGCCCAAUAAGAUUUUAAACUGGUAUACAAGUGUUUAAUAUACACUUGUAUAUCCUCACCGCCAUUAGGGUGAGCCAGUAAGAAUAAUCGUGGAAUUGUUGA
Messenger RNA from Daldinia decipiens, 1810 nucleotides. Its product is annotated as amidohydrolase 3. The transcript has 2 exons. The record is from RefSeq and is a predicted model, not a curated record. The coding region runs from base 66 to 1685 and encodes 539 amino acids. NCBI's taxonomy places the organism in Eukaryota, Fungi, Ascomycota, Sordariomycetes, Xylariales, Hypoxylaceae. Gene Ontology annotation, molecular function: hydrolase activity, acting on carbon-nitrogen (but not peptide) bonds.